Chenopodium quinoa (quinoa) is the source of this 3397-nucleotide messenger RNA. RefSeq lists its product as uncharacterized. Lineage: Eukaryota; Viridiplantae; Streptophyta; Magnoliopsida; Caryophyllales; Amaranthaceae. The transcript has 9 exons. Bases 713 to 2212 code for a protein of 499 amino acids. The record is from RefSeq and is a predicted model, not a curated record.
AACAAAUUCAAAAUUCAAACUUAAAGAUACAAAAUGACGAAAAUACUCUGAUAAUCUGAUAUGUAUAAUAUAUUAUACAGUACAAGUAUGUAUUCAGAAUGACUCCGACCUUAGAAGUACAAACUAGAUUAACAAAAAAUUAAAAUAAAAUACGGCAAAAUUAAAUAAAUCGAGUGGGACCAAUGUCACAUUGUCACCCUCUACUCUCACAUAAACACAAAAACAUUACAACCCUAAUCCACAAACUAAUUAUUGAAACUCACUCUCAUCUGUGGAAGUCAGACAUGUUUGCCAUUUUUUUGAUUCCUUCUCUUGUCAUUUCUUCUUCCACUUGCACUUUUUAAAACUUUAUUCAACCACAACUCCUCUACCUUUAUCACGAGCUCUUCCUGAACUAACAACAAUGGCGGAAAAAGGAAAUCUCAUAAAUCAUAAAGCUUCUAAUUUUGUCUCUAACUCUUCCUCUUUAAGAAUCAAUUAAAGCUGUUUCCCCACCAUUUUUCUCUUUCUCUCUCCUACUGUCGGUGAUUGUUGAAACUUUCUGGAUCUCUCACAUUAUGUGUAAGAUUUCUUUAAUGGCGUCGAAUUGUUGGGAUUAUCCUCCGUUUGAUUUGUAUUCGGUUGCGGUUUUCGAAUUAAUUUCGAAUUUUUCAUGAACAAUGUUUAGCUGAAUUUUUGAUUUAGCCCAGAUUUUUGAUUUUAGGGUUAGAAAAUGGAGGAUAUUGGGUUGGUUCAGCAAGGUUGGAAAUGGGUGCAAUCUCAAAAGUAUGCAUGUUCAUUUGCUCGAACAACUGCUUGUUGUAUCAGAGAUAGGGUUUGGGUCGCUAUUGAUCGACAUUGGCCAAUGGUUUGUAAUGGUUGCAAGAAUUUCUGUAGGUUUGUGGUUUUUGUGUUGGUUUAUUGGAAGGAUAGCUUUUUAAGGGGUUUUCGAUCGUUGAUUGGGCUGCAAUCGGCGGCAUUGCUGGUUAUUAUGUGGAGUUGUUUUUUGAGCUUGACCUCCAUAUCUUGUUUGGUUUAUGUGCUGAUUAGUAUGGCAGCUGCUGGAGUUGCUGUUCAGUACCUGGGCUACACUCCUGGUCUUUUUAUUGUAGGGCUGUUUGCCAUUUUAAUUUUGUGGAUGUAUGCUAACUUCUGGAUCACGGGAAUAUUGUUCGUGGUAGGAGGUUACUUAUUUUCCCUUAAUCAUGCACGAUUGGUGGUCUUGAUGGCAAUGCUUUAUUCUGUUUACUGUGUGAAAGUACGAAUAGGAUUGGUUGGCAUUUUCCUUUCAGUUAACCUUGCAUUCCUAUCAAAUGAUGCAUUCAAUUAUUUGUUACAAUGGUGUGAUACUCUGAACGAGAAUACACGCUAUGAGGAGCAUAAAGCAUCAGAAGAAUUUACAGAGGAUAAUUUUUCUGGAGAAUGUGAAUAUUCUAUUCCCUCUGAUGAAUCUGAAGAACAGCCCUCGUCUACUUCAGCUGGCAAAACAUCCAGUAAAACUGCAAAUAGAACAACUUCUAGUACUACAACUGUCUUGAAAAAUCAGAAAGAAGCUUCUCCUAGUCAGGUGAUCAAAGAAGACAAAUGUUCAUUAACUGAAAUGAGAAGAAUUUUAAGCUGUAAUGACCAUUAUGAAGCAUUGGGAUUUCCGCGCCACAAGAAAAUUGAUGCUACUGUACUAAAAAAGGAAUAUAGGAAAAAGGCCAUGCUAGUGCAUCCUGAUAAAAAUAUGGGAAGUCCACAAGCAAGUGAGUCGUUUAAGAAGCUUCAGUGUGCUUAUGAGGUACUUUCGGAUUCUACUAAGAGAAGAGAUUAUGAUGAGCAAUUGAGGAAGGAGGAAUAUAAAAAUAUUUCCCAAAAGUCUCCUAGCACCUCAAAUCAGGAAUCACGUGAGUUUUUCACUGAGGAGUCAAGACGGAUACAAUGCACAAAAUGUGGCAAUUCACACAUAUGGGUUUGUACUAAUCGGUCUAAGGCCAAGGCACGAUGGUGUCAGGAUUGCGGUCAGUAUCAUCAAGCUAAGGAUGGAGAUGGCUGGGUUGAAUACAAAGGAUCACUUGUCUUCAAUGUACCUCAAAAGAUGGAAAUUCCACGUGCCUUUGUGUGUGCUGAAAGUAAGAUAUUCGAUGUGUCGGAAUGGGCUAUCUGUCAGUUCGUGGACCUAAUCAAUGAGAAGAAUUAUCGUAGGACUCGGCUUGUAUCAUCAUCCAUUACUAUUAACCGUAUAAGGUAAGUAGUCUAAGCUAUUGAUUUUGCAUGACUAAUAUAAGUUAAAGGAUACAAUUAUGGUUGUGCUGAAUAUUACAAACCAUAUCAAAUGUCUGAGGGUUGUAGAAUUCCAUGAUGAUUCACUAAUUUCCCACAUCUGAAGAUUAACUAAUAAUUAAGCUCUUGAGAAGCUUGCUUGAGUUCAUCCAGAUGGCAGUUGCUUUGGGUUUGCAACAUUAUUGAGGAGAUGACAUUUAGCAGACAGGACUUCAAUUUAUUUAUUCAUUAUGUUUUUUCCCCUUAAUGAGUUGCUUUAUGCAGCUUUAUGGAGGGAAUGACCUUCAUUGACACAAAUUCAGUUUCCCCCUCCAUAACGAAUUUAGUAUCUUCAUUUAAGCAAAAGCUUUACUGGAAUUUGCUUAGUGACGAGUUAAAUCCAUCAAUUGGUGUUGUGAUUCAAUGACGACAGUUCAGAUUGAGGAUUUAAGCUAGUUGGGCCAUCCAGUCUAUGUCUUUAUGAAGUGAUGCGGCUGUUGUUGUCCUUGUGGAUUUCCUUUCUCUUCACCUGUUUCAUUUUGAGUUAUUGAGAUGACCAAGGGAUAUAAAGUCUAGUUUAAAACAGUGUCUGUCAUGAAUAAGGAUGUAAAUUAACGCUAUGAGGCAGUGGUUUAUUGCUACAUAUCUUUUUACUAACUAAACAUAUCUCCCUUUUUUUAUUUUAUGUAGAAUUAUUUGAUUAGAAUCAUGAAGUUUAUACAACAUAUUUAAGUUUUAAUAUUUUAGCCUUUGAAUUUCUGAUUUCCUCCAAAAUGGUGCUUUUUUCAUUAUCAAAUUUUGCAUCAUUGUUGCAAGAGAUAAUAUAUUUAACGGAUGAAUUGAAGGACUUUUGUCAAGUAAAUAGACCCUUCAAUUCUUGAUGAUAUCAAUGCCUUUACAUUUACCAAACUGUCGGGUUAUAUGGCUGUAGCAGAAGUGAGAAACUGUGAGUGAACGCCAUUGAUAUGUGCGAUCCUUUCCUCUGAUAGUGCUGCACCUGUCCUUUGGAUCUGGUUCAAUGAAACAAAUAGAUGCUGCUAAUUUGUCCUUGCAUUGCUUGUUAUCUGUUUAAAUUCGUGAUAGGAGUAUUGCUGAUUGUAACCUCAUAACCAAGUCCGAUUAGGAUAUGGUAGUGAAGUCGAUUGAUGUGGUCAUUCUCUAACUAGAUAGAAGU